Molecule: messenger RNA, 966 nt
Organism: Musa acuminata subsp. malaccensis (wild Malaysian banana)
Lineage: Eukaryota; Viridiplantae; Streptophyta; Magnoliopsida; Zingiberales; Musaceae
Source: RefSeq, a predicted model, not a curated record
CACCCGCUGGUCUCUUUCUUGCUGCUUUCAAGGGUCCGUGUCGAGAUGCGUGACGGCUACCAGCAAUCCCGGCUCCUCUACGAGCUCUGCGCCCUCCUCCUCGCCGCCCUUCCCCUCUCCCCGCCCGCUCCGGAGGCCGGCGUGCCGGCGCCUGGGUCCCGCGCCGCGAGGCGAGCCCAGGUGUCGCCGGCGGGGUUCGUGGCGUUCCUCCUCGGGGCGUCGCUGGCGAUGAUUCUUUGUGGGUCCGUGACUUUCUUGAUCGGGUUCUUGCUGAUGCCCUUGGUGAUCGGUUUCUUGAUGCUACUAUAUGUCGUGGGCAUCUUCUCCAAUUUGUCCGGCUUGUGGAGGGCGAUCCAUUGUCCGAGAUCCUCCUCGAGCCCUAAGGAAGUAUCAGAUCCUCUCUUUUCCAAGCUUCCGACUAUUUGAACAGUGUGUGGAAACAGAUUACAUCUCCUGUAGUUGUUGCCAGAUGCGGCAAGUUUUUGCUGGCCAAGAAUACCACUCGAAAUCAAUUCUAGAAUUUGCUCAUCGGGCCAGCUUACUGUCCCUUCUCUUCCCCCCCCCCCCCCCCCCCACCCUUCAAUACCGUGGAUCUGUAUUGGUCUUUACACUCCACCCGUUCAGUAAAGAUGGCAAGAAACCAUAUGCGAUGGUUUUGUCCUGUUCAUGUGUCUUGCUCAGCAUUUAUUGAGCAGAUUACAUGUACCGACUAUCUCAUGUUUUAGUAAGGUCAUCAUCUCAAUUGCCGAACCCGAACGAAAAGUUUUAAGAGGUUCCGGAUGAGAUGCCACUACUAUCUAUAUCUCUGUGAUAACAUGAGAAGGUGCCAACGAGCGGAAGACAUGGCACAUAAGACGCUCUCGGAUAAUGGGAAAUUUGUUGGCUCUUCCAAUAAUUUGGUGAGGCAGGUCACUAUGAUGCUUUUCAUUUUUUUGCAAAACAAUUUGGUGACAGAAAUGGUAUCGA